AAUGUUCGAAUCUACAAAUUCGUUAAAUACUGCAUGAAAAGAGUUCUAUGUAUUCAAGAGGCUAUAGUUCUAUCCGUGGCAAUAUAACGAAAGUCUACUGUAUAGUACUCAUUUCGCAAGCGCAGUUGCCCGUUACUGUAUACAAUAGUAGAGUCUGAAUUUAGUUUAGCAAUUUGCUCUGAAACAUGGAUAUUGUCAAUAUCUCGAGCAAGCGUACCAACAGACAGUAAAUUGAAAAAGUAACACGAACGUGUUCACGAACUUUAUUUCAAUACCAUGCGCAAGCUAUAAAUUCGUUUGAAAAUUUAAUACGUAAGUGUAAUAAGAAUGGUAAACGAUCGGAAAAUUAUCGAACAGUGCGUGCUCCUUUAGUUUUCUUAAUUUCCGGCGGAUAUCAGUCGACAGCCAUCUUGCUAGCAAUAUUUCGGCGCUCGGCCAUUUUUGUUGCGUCGACGUCAAGUGUGGCCAGAGGCCUUUCAUAGUAGCCAGUCUUCGAAUUUCCUUUGUAUCGAAGUAACGACAGGCAGAAACUGUAAUUUUAACUGUUUCACAUAAGUCGACAAGUUUCGUUCGUAGAUCAGCGAGGAACGAUAAGAGAGAACGAAGGAGCGAACAAUUGAAAUUUUUUGCUUAGUGGUUGUCUAGGCGAGAAACAGCUAAAAAGCUUCUGAGGCAGAGCCACGAAAAAUACGUACCGAGGCGGAGUAAUAUGAGUAAUGCAGCCAACCAGAAUGGAUCAGGUCUAGAGCAGCAGUUAGCUGGUCUGGACUUGCAGGGCUCCCGCCAACCAAGUGGGGGUCGCUACGUACCACCGCACCUGCGAAACAAAUCUGGAAGUAACACACCUUCAGGUGGAGAACAUCAUUCUUCUUCCAACUCGAGACCAUUUUCUGACAGGGACAGAGGUGGAGAGCGUGAUCGUGAAAGGGAGAGAGAAAGAGAUCGCGACAGGGGUAGAGGAGGUGGUGGCGGCGGCGGCGGCGGUGGUGGUUCAGCUUAUAGAGACGCACGAACCUCCCGCGAUGUCGAUUUUGGGAACUUUGGAAACUUCGGUGGACGCAGUAGACGUACUCCUACUCAAGAGAAUGGACGAGACUUUAGAUAUCCCAAUUCCGAUCGAGAACGGGAUCGCCCGGUUAGCUCCGGAAAUGAUCGUUGGCAAGAACCUAGAAAUGAGCGCUGGCAAGAAAGUAGAAACGAUCACAGAAUGGGGAGCAGCGGCGGUAGAUGGAAGGACGAUAGGGAAGGAGGCAGAAGAAACUCUGAAAUUGAUUGGACAAUUCCCACUACCAGAGAUGAACGACUGGAGGUGGAGUUAUUCGGUACUGGCAAUACUGGCAUUAACUUUAGUAAAUAUGAGGAUAUCCCAGUUGAGGCUACUGGAGAUAAUAUACCUCCUCACAUCACAUCUUUUGACGAAGUUAAGCUGACGGAGAUAAUAAAGAAUAGCAUUACUCUGGCUGGUUAUGAUAAACCAACACCAGUACAGAAAUACGCGAUACCGAUCAUUAUCGGACGCCGUGAUGUUAUGGCCUGUGCCCAAACAGGGUCCGGUAAAACAGCGGCCUUUUUAGUGCCAAUAUUGAAUCAGAUUUAUGAAAGUGGGCCGCGUCCACCGCCAGUACAUGGCACUUCUUCUGGCAAGCGUAAACAAUAUCCGUUAGGUCUAGUAUUAGCACCUACAAGAGAGCUUGCCACACAAAUAUAUGACGAAGCACGGAAAUUCGCGUACAGAUCGCGUAUGCGUCCUGCUGUUGUCUAUGGUGGUUCAAACAUUGUAGAUCAAAUGCGAGAAUUAGACCGUGGCUGCCAUCUUCUCGUAGCGACACCUGGACGUCUCGUAGAUAUGCUGGGACGUGGUAAAAUUGGGUUACAUAACUGCCGAUUCUUAGUUUUGGAUGAAGCAGAUCGUAUGUUGGAUAUGGGUUUCGAACCACAGAUAAGACGUAUAGUCCAAGAAGAUACUAUGCCUCCUACCGGAGAGAGACAGACUCUAAUGUUUUCAGCCACGUUCCCGAAAGAAAUUCAGAUGCUGGCAAGAGACUUCUUGAGUAAUUAUAUCUUUUUAGCUGUGGGCCGUGUUGGUUCUACAUCUGAAAAUAUAACUCAGAAGAUUGUAUGGGUGGAAGAACAAGAUAAGCGUUCUUAUUUGCUUGAUCUUCUUCAGGCCAGCAACUUCUCAGAUCCUUCGGCUGAAUCAUUAACAUUAGUGUUUGUGGAAACGAAAAAAGGCGCGGAUAUGUUAGAAGAAUAUUUACAUCAGAUGGGCUAUCCGGUUACCAGUAUUCAUGGUGACCGAACACAACGUGAACGAGAAGACGCUUUACGCCGUUUCCGUGCUGGUAAGGCACCAAUACUUGUUGCGACUGCUGUAGCUGCCCGUGGACUUGAUAUUCCACAUGUAAAACAUGUGAUAAACUUCGACUUACCGGGAGAUGUGGAAGAAUAUGUUCACCGGAUUGGUCGUACUGGCCGUAUGGGAAAUUUAGGUCUAGCAACAUCAUUUUUCAAUAAUAAAAAUUCUAACUUGGUGCGCGAUUUGGUAUCUCUCUUGCUCGAAGCCAAUCAAGAACUUCCACAUUGGUUGGAUGAGAUGUUCGCCGAAGCAAGAUAUUCUGGAGGUGGAUCUCGAAGAGCUGGUAGUACUAAAAGCCGAUUUAGUGGCGGAUUCGGUGCAAGAGAUUAUCGUCAGCAACCUAGUUCUGGAUCGGCUCGCAAUAAUGGUUCCUCCGGUAGACCUGGUGGUUAUGGAGGAAGUUAUGGAAAUUAUGGAAAUAACUAUAAUUCAUCGUACAACUCUAGUAACAACGUUAGCAGUAACGGUCCUGAUUGGUGGGGCAAGUAAAUCAUCACCACCGUCUUUAUUUCCACUUUUACUACUAUACACAUAAAUUCAAAUAUAUGUAAGAAAGACACGUACGACAUACACAUGGUGUAACAACACGCACGUACUUUUGCGCGCGUAAUAACGUAUACACAACAACAACAAAAAAAGACAACAGUUAUCACGUAUAAACACAUCACGUUCUCUAACUGCCUGUGCACUACAAUUUUCAAACUAAAGAAAAACCAAUUAAUUGUGUUUAUUCAAUUCCAUAAAUACUUUUAUUCGUGUGCGACGAGACAUGAUUGACAAAUCCUAAGUGCAAUUCCAUCGUUAGAACAUCAGCAAACGGGAAAUCACGUGUAAAAUAAUGAUCUCAUUUCAUGGGAAAGCCCCAAGAGACAGUAGGGAUUUGUCAGCUACUAUAGAUAACGAUAUAAGAUCCAUCCAAAGUUUCGUUGCCGUGCGUGUUGAAGAACACAAGUAGUAUAAUCACUAAAUGAAAACAAGUCGAGCAAUCGUUUAAUGUCUAGAUAGGACAUUCGAACGACACGACAACAUAGUAGGUGGAGAAACUUAGUGAAAUUUUUUAGAACUCCUGUCGAGACUAUGAAGCUUUAUCGCGGCUUCAUUAUUUCAAUUUUUUGAAGGACGUGGUGGGCGUAUCUACGAGAAUCAUGGCGUCUAGGUAUCCAGUAAUCAUAGAGCUUUAAAUGCACAAGUGCUUUAUUAUUCUUGCCUCAAUGGCCAGUAACUUGUGUAGUUUCAUUUGAAUUAAUGGCGCUGUUUCUUUCCUUCUUUUUUUUUUAAAUAAACAUAUAUAUAUGUAUAUACAUAAACACGCAUUUGUAUAUAUAUACAUAUAUAUAUACGCACAUAUAUUUGACUAGGCGCCCCGGAUACGCCAUAUCGCCAUCGCCAUAGAUUUUCAUGACGAUUCCUGUUUUAAAUUUACUAUAGUCCAGCGACGAAUGGUACUUUGUUGUUUUGCCGUCCCCAGACACAGACGACAUUGCGCCGGCGAUAUCAUGGUUUAAUCGACUAAACUUUGGCAAAAUUUCCAGUAGUCGAGAGCUUUGAUAUUACGAGAAGGAUAACGACACAGGCUGCGUCUUUAGAAUACUUUUAGAAAUCUCGUUUGUAUACUUCGCUUCGCGAGAGAACUAUAGUAAUCGCAUGUCGACGCUGAGUUCAGAAUUCAGAACAGAAAUAUAUUAAUAACGGAAAGAAGUAAUUACAUAAGGAUUCCGAAUUUUUGACAUUAUGGUGGGACAAAAAUUCGGAACGAUUCGCAUACUUCAGCCGCAUAUUUGCAAAAAUUUAUUGCACCAGUAUACGCGUGUAUGAUAAUAUUGCACAAGUAUUUUGACUGUACAGGCAUUAAUGUAUGAACUUCUGUACUAUGCAGGUCAUGUGUGCGCAAGUGUACUUGAACGUGAAUAAAAGCACAGAUAUGUGUAAGAAACAAAAGAACCUUACACAGACAUUCUUCAAGUAUACUUGUGACGUAUGAAGACCACAUGGCCGUGAAGAUUAGUUCAAUAAAUUUGUGCAAGUAUACCGCUCAAGUGACUUACGAUAUGCGCGCUCAGUAUCGCAAACGUUGGAGCGCAUGCGCGUUACCUUUGGCUACGGAGUGUGUUAGAACCAAUCAGAGUAGACGUGCGUAGUAAACAUGCGCAGUAGAACGAAAAUUCUUCGUUUGGCUCUAUGAUUCUCUCGUGAUGUGAAGAAUAUUUCUGUCACGUCCUGUUAACGAUAAGUACGUUUUCAAAGAUUGAAUGCUGUAAACUUAUUGCUUGUAACUCUUUAAUUUGAAAGGAUUAUUUUAUUUAAAACUUUGAUGAUUGUAUUUAGAGUAGGCUGGAACGUUUUCAGCGAAUGUCAGGUACGGUGGUACCUGAGUUUUAAUGUACUCUAAUUAGAAUUUCUAAACGUAACGAAGACGUUGUCCUGUAACAGUAUGGUGCGUUAUAAAAAGAAACCUUAAGAUUGCAAUACUGGAUGCGAGUGCUCGAGAACGAAAGCUUACAUUUAAAAAACGGGUAAACAAAGAAACAAAAAUACGGUUGCAGUUACAGAGGGGAACUUCAAAAAAAGGAGAGCAACGAUACUAACAUCGUUAGUUCGCUCAACUUUACCAGGGGGAAUAAAAGCAAACUAUACAAAAACAAAGCAAGCCCUUUGAAAUAAGGAAGCAUUAAGGACGCACUCAUAUUUUAUAACUGUAUUUAUCAGUACGAUAACGCUACAUAUAAUAAAUAUAUGCACGCGUGUAUGCAUACAUAUCUGGUUACGUAUGUAUGCAUGCACGCCACGUGAUAUUCGUAAAAUACAUAAACGUUAAAAUAAUUGAAAAACGACUGUGAUAUCGAACGAUCUUGUGACAUUCAAUUUCCAUGCGAAUUGAUAAAUGAACAAUUUAACGAGAUACAAAAUGUUAAAUGUACGAAUUAAACGGUAUUGAAUGUCAGGAAUGCGUCAAACUCGAGUUUGUUUGAGCCGGGAACGGGAAUAUUAAAAGUCGUUAAAAGUAAUAACAUCAAACAAUAACGUGGCUGUUGUCCGAUCGGGGAGGGCUGAACGCUAGCUCUUAACACGGUCCUGAAAACACGUUUUUUGGGGCAUUGUUUCUACUUAAAAGAAAAAAAAAAAAAGAAAAAGAAACGGAUAAAUAAAUAAAUAAAAAAUGCGCAUUAAACGAUAGAUGAUAACGACAAAACGCGUCAUUACUGGUUGAUGAUGUUGGUAGGGCUUUAUAGAAUGUCGAUAUCUUUUCGUGCAAAGAAAGAAAGAAGAAAAAGAAAAGAAACGAAACGAAAAAAAAAAAGAAAAUGUCGGAUUCUUACCUAAUCUAUGCGAGAAAAAGUACAAAUUCAACUUUUUGCGUGACAACUGACAGGAUUUUUACACAUGUCAUACUUAUACCUGUUAUAUUAAUAGAUUUAUAGUGCAAUCGCGUGCGUGAAUCGUAUGCCGUGUGACCGUGGACCAAGGGUGUGAAUGGCCCCCUCGUCCGAGGGGGAAAAAUAAUUAAUUUCAACUAGAACUUUCAGAUAGCGUUAACGAAUAAUAAUUGUUGGCUUCCGACUAUAUAUGGUGCGUGUGAUUUCGAAUUCUAAUAUGAUUUCUUUCGAAUCGUCGAGUCCGUUAUGUCCACUCGGAGGCCCUGCCAAGAACAUUACAAAACAAACAUAACCUACAACGAAAAGUGAUUCGACCACUUUUCCGUUCUAUAAAUAUAGUGUACAAUUUUUACUUACGGCACAAUUUAAUCGUUCAGUUCGAACCUUAGUCUGUUAAGAGGAUAAAAUAGGUCAUUGCCGUAAUACUGUUACUACUACUACCGCUACUAGUGCUACUACUACUACUAUUAAUUAUUACUACUACUAGUACCACUCUUAUUUGUUAUUAUUUACUUGAGUCCUUUUUUUUUCGAACAAUGUAUCUCCUAGGUGGUACUGUAUAUUAUACGCGCAAAAUUGCGUUGCGUUAUUUUAUUAUAAUAGGAAAAAAGAAUCAGGUGACUUUUGGACAUUAUUAUCCCGAAUUUUAUAUUUUCGUUUUUUCUUUUUUUUUUUUUUAUUUUUCAUUCGCUUCGGUCACGGAAGUCAGCCGUUAUUUUUCUGCCGGGAUGGUUCCGUGUUAAGUACGCGUAUUUUUGACAAAAUUCCGGAUUCUAUUGUCCAAUCGUUCACUCAGGCAACGAAUACAUAUGACGCGUCAGUGUAAGUUAUUAGUCUUUGUGCAGUUGGAAGUAAAUGCGUUCAUUUACGAGUAACGUGGUGGACAGAGAUUAUGCAGUUAACAACUAUACGCGAAAGUAUUUUCAUACUUAUUUCUCUUCUAGUUAUAAAUAUUUUUAUACGUGACAGCGUUGGUCGUCAAACAAUCGCGAUAUCAUUGAUUACAUGUUUAUUUUAUUUUUAACACGUUCAAUGCCGUGGACACCGGUGAACCGUCUAGAUUAAGUGUAAUUGACAAAAUUAAAAUUCCAGAUUGCAUGAAUACAGUAGAUUAGUUACAUUGAAAUUUCCAUUCUUUCGUGUAUAAAUAAUGUAGCAUAAAAUUUAGAAAACGAGGCGAGGCUUCUCGCGUAGGAAUUCCAAUAUGGCGUUAAAUUAAAAAAAUGCUCAUACGAAUCGUACUAUGCGCGGCAUUUAACGUGUUAACGAUCGUAUUCGUUUCAUAUAUAAAAAUAAAAGUAAAAUAAAAAUUGACAAAUAUUUUUGUGCGAUAGUCAAAUGUCCACCGUUUCGUAACUUGUACACGUGUAAAUUCUUCGAGUACGUGGUAUUAUGAUUUAGAGCGUAAAUUAGCGUCUUUAGGAAAACGAAGGGAAAAAAGAAAAGUAAUGUAAUAAACGACACUAUUUAUUAAGUAUUUAUUUUUUACGUUUAAUGCUCUCGAAGAAGAACACAAGGAAAAAAGGACAGUCGUGUAUUUGUACAAGUACCUUUUUUUAACGUUAUGUUUAGUCCUCUAAUGUAUAUCGGACGAGCAGCCUUAGGAAACAUUUGUGGAUCUACUCAGAGAGUGAAAUGAUUAGACAAAGAUGAAUUAAAAGUGUAGUGCGAAGAAAGAAGAGAAGAGAGGGGCUACGAAUAGUAAUUCAUUGCAUAUUGUGUAAAAAAAAUGAUGAAGAAACAAAGGCGUUUGACUGUGACUGCAAUCAUUAUUACGAAUGAGAAUGCGCAAUUACAAAGCACACAUACAAGAGAGAGCGAGCGAAAGAGAGAGCGAGAGAUAUAGAUAAACAUUUGUAAGCCAUAUUUAUUUUAUGUAAGACACGCGACAAGUGUGUCACGAAAAUAUCUUAGGCACGCGACCACGCCGCCAAACACGACUGCCAUCGCGUGCUGUAGAUCAUAGUUUCAUUUUAAUUUCUUUCAUCUUGUUCAUGUUUCAAAUAUUUUCUGUACGCUGUUCGUGUUGCUCUUUGCGAGAGACAGACAAAUUGUACGCGUAUCUACUUUGAGCAACGUUUAACCCUUUAGCUGCGAUCUUUUUGUAAUUACAAACUAUGUAAUUGGUUGUACAACGGAAGUGUUCCCUAAGGAAAGACCAUGUAAACGUUUAUUCUGGAAAAUUUUAUUAAAUACGAAAAUGUCUCGUGCUGUAAGAGCUUUGCUAGGGAAAAUGUAAUGAUCAACACUUAAAAGUUACCACAUCGCACUUCGUACGAGAUAUUUUAGUACCCUUUUAAUGCAGAUUGUUUUAAAAACGUAAUUUCCAAGGUUCUUUCGAAGGUAUUAAUUUAUGAAAAAUCGUUGUAAGUUUUAAUCAUUAAAUGCAUAGAAUUUUCCUUGAUAAACGUUAGAAGAUAAUUGAGCAUGAAGAGUGAAAAAGAUUAAUGCAGUUAUAGUGUCUUUUCGUCUCAGAAAGCCGCUCAGAGAAGCCACUAUAAUCUUGGUAGCUAAAGGGUUAUGAAAAGAAUGAAGUUAAUACUCGGAGAGGAAAAAAGAGUAACAACAAAGCAUUGAAUAAUCGUAUGUGUGUGAGUGUGUGAGUGUGUGUGUGAGGGAGAGACGUGAUGGGAAGAGCACACGCGUAGGCUGACAAAUUCGAGGGAUGGCAAAAAAGAAAAAAUGUCUUCUGAACUUUUAUGAAUGUUAUUUCAUCGAGAAGCGUCGCUUGUCGUCGAAUCGAGAACGCAGACAAAAGUUGUAUUUAUAACAAAAAAACGAAGGAAAGAGCAAGCCUUUGGUAGGAAGCGCGUACAGCUUCCGGCACGAGUCUCAAAUGGCUGUGUUUUACUUUUUCUGCGAUGAAUGACGCUCGUCGUCGUGUAUCAUUCACUUGUGUAACUCUAAUGAUACUGCUAUAUAUCUUACUUCACUGAGAUGGCGAGCAAAUGGCAAAAAAAAAAGAAAAAAGUGUGAAAGAGGAAAGAAAUGGAACGGUGAACGUACCAUUCUGUCGGUCUCUUAAUUAGUAAUUGCACAUUUACACGCUACAUUAGGUGAACCGAGGAAAAAAUAAGCGAGAAAAGUAGGAACAAAAUUUCGCAAAACAACUGUACGUCGUACGGCUAAUGAAAGAAUCAAUAAAAAUAAAGUGUCUGAAAUUUCAAUGAGGAAGUCAACUUAAACCUUAUAAAGUGUAUAAUACAUAAUAUAUAAAUAUACAUAUACAUACAUAAUAUGUAUACACUUUGUCGUUCAUUAGCAAUAAGUUAACGAUUGCAUUAUGGGAAUCAUAUAUGCAUCCUUGUGCUUAGAUAAAAAAGCAACAUGUGUGUUCUGUGAAGAAUGAUGUAGAGUGUCAAUAUUGUUACAAAUACCUCAUAAGAGACGAUGGAUCACAUAUAUUAUUUAAAUGUUUAUUCAUUCAUUUAGUGAUUCAUUCGUUUAUUUAUAGUAUUAUGCAAAGUGACAGGAGAAUUCUAUAAAAUGAGCCGUAUAAUAAAGAAGGAAAAGAUUA
Megachile rotundata (alfalfa leafcutting bee) is the source of this 9247-nucleotide messenger RNA. It is a transcript of the gene bel, whose product is annotated as ATP-dependent RNA helicase bel. Lineage: Eukaryota; Metazoa; Arthropoda; Insecta; Hymenoptera; Megachilidae. The record is from RefSeq and is a predicted model, not a curated record. Gene Ontology annotation, molecular function: nucleic acid binding; RNA helicase activity; ATP binding.